CCUCACAGUCACCGCCGUGCUGCAGGAAUUACUGUUCCCCCCCCACCCCCAGUCCGCGCAGACAUUUUGCUCAUGUAUGGGGGAUGCAGGAGGAGAUAAUUAGAUUGUAAAGAGAAGCUUGCGGAUGAGACGGGGAGAUAGAACCAAGCCAGACCUCCUUAUUGGACUGUGGUCUUGAUUUUGGAUAUUUUUGGGGGGGAUGGAGGUGCGGAGGUUUGCUCUCGCGCUGUCUCCUCCUCCUCCUCCUCCUUCUCCAUCACAUAUGCUGCUGAGGCUGAGGGGGGUGUUUGCGUAGGAGGCUUUUUAUUUGCUCCAUCAUCCUCCAACAACUGGAUGGAAGUGUGCGCUUGUUUGCGUUGAGGAUUCAACGCCGCGGGAAGCUGAUACCGUCUUUUUUUCCCUUACUUUAGUGUCUUCUUUUCAAAUUUGACUCCUAUCGUUCUGUGCCAGACUUUGAAGGCAGCACAGAUCAGCCACCUGACAGCCAAUCAGGCGCCGCUACCCUCCAUGUGACCUGCAACAAUUCAUCUUAUCUCUGAAGGAUAGCUCUUCUUUGGAAAGGAGUGAGGCAAAAGAAGCCAAAGAAAAAGCUAAAUGUGUUCAUCUAUCGAUGUUGACUGAAUUGAGGCCUCCCUUUUUUUUAUUAAGGGAGAAAAAAAAGUCCAAACCCUGUGUGAAAAAGUGACUGCCCCCUGAUAAAACAUAACUUAACUGAGAUGAAUUGAGAUCUAUCAGCCUGGAAAAGUUUAUAAAGCCAUUUCUAAAGCUUUGGGACUCCAGCCAACCACAGUGAGAGCCAUUAUCCGCAAAUGGCCAAAACAUGGAACAGUGGUGAACCUUCCCAGGAGUGGCCGGCCACCCAAAAUGACCCCGAGAGCGCAGCGACAACUCAUCCGAGAGGUCACGAAAGACCCCACAACAACAUCCAAAGAACUGCAUGCCUCACUUGCCUCAGUUAAGGCAGUUGAUGGAGAGCCUUUCGAAUGACAGCCGGGACAGUGGUCAUCACUGGUGGAAUCCUUGCUACGGUUAUAUUGCUCCUUAUCAUAGCAGUACUCUGCUACUGCAGGCUGCAGUAUUACUGCUGUAAGAAGGAGGAGUCCGAGUCGGAGGAGGAGGAGCCCGACUUCGCCGUCACAUCGCGCCUCCCGCCGGUCCACUCCAACCACAACAUUGUGGCGGCUACGGCCGCCGCCUCCUCCAUCCCCAAUGGCCCCGCCCUCUUCCCCACCCCCCCGCUGGCCAGGAAACUGACACGCUCGCAGACCUUCUGCCCGUCGUGCACGCACUACGAGCUGCCCUUCUACCUGCAGCCGCCGCCCCCGCAGGUCCACCAGGCCGAUGGCUUGAGGAACGGCGGCGAGCGGGUCAGCUACCGUGCCGUGCAGCAGCCACCGCCGCCGUUACAGCAGCAGGACAUGGAGCUGCCCGUGCCCGUCAACAUUUCCAACUACCGCAGGCCCCACCUGGCCCGCUCGGUCACCAUGAGGGACAUGUUCACGCGCAGCUGCAGCAUCAGCACUGACGUUUAAACCGUCGUCGUACUCUCAGGGCCUCCGCUGACUUUUAAAUGUUUAACUAUUUACGUUCCGAUAUAACUUCUUGGCUUUGUUGUAAAAGAUGUUCCCUCUUCUCCCGGAUGACGUCCUGGUCAGGGAUCGUCUCUGUGCCGUGGCUGCUAAGGACAAAAACAUGAUUGGUGUCUCCCUGCCAUGGAAGGACGCUUCUGCUCCAUCCUGCGCGGAUUAGACUCCACCAUGAACGAGCCAGGAAGACGGCGGGGAUCGAUUGAACGUUGGCUGUACAGUCAAAAUCACAUCAAGGGCUCACAGAAGAUAGAAAACAGCUAUUUAUUUUACAAAAAAAUGUCUUGUACUCUGCUUUCUCACAAGGAUUUAGUAGGAAAUCGUACCAAAAGUUACCGCAAAAAAGUUGCCUGCGAAGGACAAGCAGCUGGACGAAAAUGCGUAUGUUUGAUUAGACCUGAAAAUAUGCCUCUCACGUUUUAAAUUUUCAAUAUUAAAUUGAGUCUUACGCACUAAGAAACAAUCACAUGCACACAGCAUACAGAAUUGUGCUUACAAAACGUGCAGCUACACAACAUCAAGCAUCUUGCUGGAAAAUGCUGAGUGAACCGACUUGAGAGACAUCGCCCUCUGCUGGAUUCAUAGUUCCAGCACUCUUUUUUCCCCCUGCAGAUAGCGCCAUCAAAUUAGUUUCCAGAAAACACGCAUAUACAAUUUAAAGCAGCAAACUCUGUGAAUAGGCGGGGACCUACUGUAUUUGCCACAGAAAUGUUAUAUUUUGCCAUCAUUUUAUAGCAGUUAGUCAUAUUUUCUCAAGCUUUUUCGGGCAAGGAACCAUAUUUACAGUAGUCACUUCCAAAAGUAAAGUUGUGCGCCGGACGCUUCACUAUAAGGCAGCAGGACACUACUAUUUGAUUCCUUCUUCCUUAAAACCAAUACGUAAAAUACAUGAAUAAAAUAUAGGGAGAUGAUUUGUAGCAGCUUUUUGCUAAUUACCAUCUUCAGUCCAAUUAUGUUAAACUGAUCAUUUCUAAUGUUGAAAAACUGAAUGUCUGGAGUUGAAAUUUGAAUUUCUUGAAAUAUCAUACUUCAAAACGCAGGAAAACCUACCAAAUUCUUAUUAGAACACACCCCCUUUUAAAACAUGUUUAUUAUUAUUUAAUAUUACCGCCAAUGUGCAGGCUAAUGCUUAUCAGAUUUAUUAUUAAUUAACUGAUGGCAGGAUUAUCUACGAGUGAUGAAAUGACGCACACACUGGUGUGAAAAAGUGUUUGCCCCCUUCCUGAUUUCCAACUUUUGUCAUACUUUACGGUAAAUGUUUCAGAUCAUCAAACAAAUGUAAAUAUUAGUCAGUGACAACACAACUGAACACAAAAUGCUGUUUUUAAAUGAAACUUUUUAUUAUUAAGGGAGAAAAACAAUCCAAAGCUACAUGGUCCUGUGUGAAAAAGUGAUUGCCCCCCAAACCUAAUAAGUGGUUGGGCCCCCCUUAGCAGCAACAACUGCAAUCAAGCGUUUGUGAUAACUUGCAAUGAGUCUCUUACAGCGCUGGGGAGGAAUUUUGCACAAUUGUUGUCAUUCAGCCACAUUGGAGACUUUUCCAGCAUGAAGCGCCUUUUUAAGGUCAUGCCACAGCAUCUCAAUAGGAUUCAGGUCAGGACUUGGACUAGGCCACUCCAAAGUCUUCAUCCAUUCAGAGGUGGACUUGCUGGUGUGUUUUGGAUCAUUGUCCUGCUGCAGAACCCAAGUUGCUUUCAGCUUGAGGUCACCAGCAGAUGGCCGACAUUCUCCUUCAGCAGAAUUCAUGCUUCCAUUUAUCACAGCAAGUCUUCCAGGUCCUGAAGACCAUCGCACUACCACCACCAUAUUUUACUGUUGGUAUCGGUAUGGGUAACAGGGGGGCAGAGAUCAGGAAGGGUGCAAACACUUUUUCACACCAGUGCACAGAUUAUUCCGAUAAGAGAGAUUCCGGGCGCUAACGUCCAUCUUCAGUCCCUGGUUAGGUUUGGCAAUACACAUUAAAUAUUUACAUUAGUGUACAGUAAAAUGAUUAUAUCAUAAUAAACACAGGAUAUACGGUAAAAGUCAAAUAAGUAUUCAAAGUAUGAAGUAGUAAUCCUGAUACUUAAAAAAAAUUACCUUUUUUUAAAGUAUUUUUACUAAAUUUUAUUCCGGAAAAACGUAUGAAAUCCUACUAGAUUCCUAUGAGGACACGCCCAUUUUGUUGUUGUUUUUUAAAUCUUGCGCAGGCCUGCUGCAAUAAUGCCUCAUUUAUUUAUUUUAAGGAUAACAGGAUAAUCAAGAAGUGAUGAAAUCCAUAUACUGUAUUGCAAUUUAUUCCGAUAAGAGACUCCAGACUCCGCCCCCCUCUGCUGGAGCUUCACGGACUCUUCUAAACCUUCCCUCCUUCUUUCUGUGCUGUUUGAUUUGUUGAUCCGAGUGCUGAAAAGUAACAGCAGAUUAAGUAGGAGUACUCCUACUCGGACUAAAAAAAGUGCGUGACUGCGAUUUUUUUGGUUGGACUGGACGCCUUUUUUCUUCUUCUGUCUUCAAAUGGAUGCUCGUUCUCUGCUUAUCCUUUUAGCGGCUUUCUUUUUCCAACAUGGAGUUAUUGACACGUUCUAACAGUGCUAUGCUAUGUCCUUGUUAGGGAGCCACACAGGAAGUCAGUGCCAUAUAAGGAGUGAGACAAAAUGCUAUUCUUUGUUAGUAUUCUUUUGAUUCCUAUGAAUAUUGCAGGCGUGUAUGCAAAUGCAGUGUUUGCUUUGACGUCCAAAGUAUUUGAAUUGACUGGCUUUUUGUUCACAACCAGCCAUGUUUUUUCCUGUCCUUGUUUUUAAUGGCUAACUGGAAAACACACACAAUGUUGCUAAUAAAAUCUUGUGGGAAAAAUCCUUCAUUGUUUUGGUUAUGGUUUAAUGUAUUUCGAUAUUUUUUUUUAAACAAAAAGAAAAAAAAAUGUAACAACGGAAACAAAACAACAAGCGCUCUUUGGUUUUAGGGAUCCGGAUCCACCUCCUGCUGUCUUUUGCGUUUACUGGGUUCCUAAAUCCAGCGAUUGUGUUGAGCAGCCGCUUGUGGCAAUGAUGUUCAAUGUCAACUGUUCAUGAAUGUAUCAUCCUUCUAACUGCGUGCGUCUUUCUUUGUGGUUUGUAUCCUCCAUAUUCCUUGUUGUCAUGGUGACGUGCUCUUUAAUAUUUACCUAGAUCGUUGAUCUCUUUGACAACAAGCACUCUCGCUUCUCCUCGGCGUCCGUUUAGGUUGAUGUGAAUUUUACCGUUGGUGCUCCAAGUGCUUUGUAUCUUUCCCUGCUUCCUCAAGUCUCGUGCUUUCUUGGCUUUCUCGUCAGCGCUGUGUUCCGUCGGAUGCUCAUUCAUGUAAACGUUUGUGCAGUGGGAUGCAAGUAUCGAUGGUAUUGAUAUCUAUGUCCACCUCCUUUGAUUGGUAAUUCAUUGCUUUGUUGAAGGAACAUCCAUUCGUUCUGGUCCUCCUCUGUUUUGGACUACCCUAUCUUUUGGCCUGGGUGUAAUUCGGAGUCUUGUGAGGAUCAUAUUCUGAUCCAUCUCAUCAAUUAUACAUAUUUUCCAUUUGCUUACUGAUAUUGUCCUUGGCUUCUUUCCGUUCCUCAAGGGUGGUGCGCAAGGCAGCGUUAUCCUCCAGUAGUGCCUUGAUAUCAUCCUGUAGCAUGUAGAUAUCAUUGCAUAAUGCUCUUUUUUCUUGCAUAGGGUUUGUAACCUCCUUAAAAGCAGAGCGCAAGGCUGCAUUAUCUUCCAAUAAUGGUUUGAUAUCGUCCUCCAGAAUGUUGAUAUCAAUGCAUAAUGCUCUAUUUUCUUCCAUAGGAUUUUUAGACUCUUUAAGAGCUGCGCACAAGGCAGCAUGUUCGUCAUGUAACUCCUCAAUUUGUUCUCUUAGUGCCUUGGUAUCCUUGCUCAGUGCUUUAUUCUCCUCCUUAAGGGAUAUGACUUCACCCUAGAUCCCCCUGGGCCCGCUGGGGGGGGUUGUCCUCUGCCGGGCGCUUGGGCGUUUGUCGGCGUUGCGCUUAGUGCUCUGCUGGGCCGCUGUCUGUGUCCUCCCCUCCCCCGGUCUGUCUGCGGGCUUGUCGGGGGUGGGGCUCCGGUGCGCUGUCGGCUCUGGUGGCAUGUGGCUGGUCUGGCUUCUGGUGGUUUGUGGGGUCCAUCGGCUGGUCUGCUGCUGGUCUCGCCUUCUCGGCUCUGGUGCUUGGCCUCCCUGCGGCUUGGGGUGCGGUGCUCCCGAUCCCUCUUCGGGGUUUGCUGGCCUGCGGGUGUCGGUUGGCGCUGUGUGGUGGUUCGCCUGGCUGCUCGCCCGUUUUCCCACCCGCCUGCUCAGUUUCCCGCUUUCCUCCUCACUGGCUCAUCUGUCUGCCUUGCUGGCGGCGUCCUACCGUUGGGAGGGUGUGGCCUGGUGUCCUCCUGCUCCCCGGCAGUCCGCGCUCUUCGCGCCUGGGUUCUGGAUUGUAUGUCUGGGACCCCGGGGUCCCCGGCUCCGCUGCUCCUUGGGUUACCAACGGGGGAUAGGGUGAGGCUUCCGGGUGUCGGGCAGUCGACCACUGUGUGUGUGUGUGCACGCACGUGUGUGCGUGCGUGUAUGUGCGCGCUUGAGUGCGUAGGAUUGUGUAUGUGCGUGCGCAUGGGGACGUAGGGGUGUGUAUGUGCGUGCGUAGGAGUGUGUAUGUGGGUGCGUAGGAGUGUGUAUGUGCGUGCGUGUGUGUACUUUAUUUAUUUAUUUAUUUUAGUUAUUUAUUUUUGGGGGGGCGGCAUACA
Molecule: messenger RNA, 6307 nt
Organism: Dunckerocampus dactyliophorus (ringed pipefish)
Lineage: Eukaryota; Metazoa; Chordata; Actinopteri; Syngnathiformes; Syngnathidae
Gene: fam163ba
Product: family with sequence similarity 163 member B, genome duplicate a
Exons: 4
Coding region: 984-1532 (182 amino acids)
Source: RefSeq, a predicted model, not a curated record